UUUACUCACUCUGCGUUAAAAACAGAUCCGUAAGCGUAAAAGGGCGUAAAAUAAAAAAAAUGGUCGUGGAAGUUCAUUAACUGCCAACAGAAAGGACGAUGAAUUCGUCGUUUUUGACACUUGUCGCUUUCUUGUUCGUUCGUGCGUGUCGUGCUACAGGCAGGGACUCGGAAGAAGAGUUAUUUACAAACAGCUUUGUGAUAGAAUUUGGAAGAAAUGUUGACGAAGAGGUCGUUCAGUUGGUUGGAGAGAGCCUCCGAAUCCCUCACUUACACAAGGUUAUGGGCUUCGAUAAUGUUUAUCACUUCAUGGAUAACAACGGAAACAAGCGAUCUCGGAGAGAGGUGACAGAAUAUCUCACGACCAUCAAGUCAAAUCCUCACGUUGAGUGGGUGGAGCAGCAAAAGCUGUUAAUCAGGGAGAAGCGGAAUGGCAUAGCGAAAUUCUUUUCGCUCCCUUCCCUAGUCGAAGACAGUGCCUACCAGAGAGUGCAGCAAUACAAGUCAAACGUAACACUAUCACAGAUCGCUCCGGUUGCUCGUCUAAGCUUCCAAGAUCCAAACUUCCAUGACCAGUGGUACCUGUGUAACACGGGACAGACGGGUGGACCACCUGGUUAUGAUCUGAACAUAGAGAGUGCUUGGUCUCGCGGUUACUCGGGACGGGGUGUCGUCAUCUGUAUACUGGAUGAUGGGGUUGACCACAGUCAUCCUGACCUCGUGGAAAAUUACGAUGCAGAGGCAAGCUACGACUUUAACGAUCUAGAUGACGUGAACCACGACCCGACACCCAGAAACACAGUGGAGAACGGACACGGCACCCGGUGUGCAGGCGAGGUGGCAGCCGUUGCCAACAACACCGUGUGCGGAGUAGGCGUGGCAUUUGGAGCACGUAUCGGAGGCGUGCGCAUGCUGGAUGGCGAGGUGACGGAUGUUAUCGAGGCGCAGGCUCUGCUGUUUCACAACCAGCACGUCGACAUCUACAGCACGUCGUGGGGUCCCACCGACAACGGCCGGACGAUGGACAGACCGGGCCGGCUCAUGGCCGAAGCCCUGAGACGCGGAGUCGCCGAGGGUAGAGGAGGCAAGGGGUCUGUGUAUCUGUGGGCGGCUGGUAACGGCGGAUCGGCGGACGACUGUAAUGCGGACGGAUAUGCGUCCAGCGUGUACACGCUGACCGUUGGAUCGGUGACCGACCGCGGCCGCACGCCGUACUACGCUGAGCCGUGUUCCGCCAUGCUCGCCGUCGUUUUUACCGGUGGCGCCCCCCUGCGGCCGUCGCCGCGAGAGCUCGCCAGCGGCCGAGGGAAGGUUGCGAAGAUCGUGACGACAGAUCUGAACCACGGCUGCACAAAGGACUUUCAGGGAACGUCAAGCGCUGCACCGCUGGCUGCUGGCAUCGUCGCACUAGCGCUUCAGUCAAACCCCGACCUCACGUGGCGUGACGUGCAGCACAUCGUCGUGGCAACGGCACGCAUUCCCAGUCCCGACGACGACGACGACGGUGGAGGAUGGUGGGAGAACGGUGCCGGGCGGCACAGCCACACGCGAUACGGGUUCGGCGUGAUGGACGCGUCGCACGUCGUCGAGACGGCACGGACAUGGCGAGCCGUCGCCCCGCAGCACACGUGUGCGGUCACGUACGAGGGAGGCGCGAGGUGUGGCUAA
Messenger RNA from Priapulus caudatus, 1667 nucleotides. RefSeq names its product PC3-like endoprotease variant B. Bases 99 to 1667 code for a protein of 522 amino acids. Gene Ontology annotation, molecular function: serine-type endopeptidase activity. The record is from RefSeq and is a predicted model, not a curated record. The transcript is spliced from 11 exons. Gene Ontology annotation, biological process: protein processing. Gene Ontology annotation, cellular component: trans-Golgi network; Golgi membrane. Lineage: Eukaryota; Metazoa; Priapulida; Priapulimorpha; Priapulimorphida; Priapulidae.